AUGAAGUUCCAAGCCGAUGACGGCACUAUCGGCACAAUACACAGAGACCGGAAAGUCGCGGUAGAGUAUGAGAACACCAGCUCGACCCUCCGCAAGAGAUCCCGAGAUGCGGCAGGCAUCUUCCUCGCCGACCUCGAUGCACGCCAAGACCAAAGUCCGCGCAGAACCGUGCGAGAAAACGACAAAGAGGCAGAGUGGGACCUUGCAGACAAGGAAGUGAUGAUGGAUCAUUCUGAACAAAUUAAGAUAUGUGUUGGAUAUUACUGGAUUAUGAGAAUGCAAUUUGACACGUUAAUGCUGCUUUUUUUAGUCAAUCUAUAUAUGUAUAUUAGGAAUAGAAGGCGGGGUCAUUCUUCGAUUGGUCGAAGAGUGAACACAUUGCCACUAAAGAGAGAUGCAUUAGAUAAUAUCAUUGGGGAGGGUGGAGAUAGAAAUUGCAUAUGGGAGUUAAGAAUGAGUUUGAAUGCAUUUGCAACUUUAUGUGAAUUGCUACAAGUUCAAGGUGGAUUAGACGAAGAUGGUCAUGUUGGCAUAGACGAGCAAGUAGCUACUUUCUUAAUCAUAUUAGCUCACCAUACCAAAAAUCGCAGCGUACAGGUUAGGUUCUAUAGGUCUGGUGAAACUAUUAGUAGGUAUUUUCACAAGGUAUUGCGUUCGAUUUUGUGUGUCCAAAGUAUCUUAUUUGCAAAGGCAGACCCUGUACCGAAAGAUUGUGGUUAUCUAGGAGAAUUAGAUGGAACUUACAUAGAUGUCACAGUCCCGAAGAGUGAUAAAUCUAUAUAUCGAACGAGGAAAUCUAGAAUAUCCACCAAUGUCUUAAGAGUUUGCAAUCGGAACAUGAAUUUCGUCUAUGUCCUUAGCAGUUGGGAAGGAUCGGCAUCUGAUUCAAGGGUACUUAGGGAUGCUAUUACUCGACAUAAUGGCUUGAAAAUACCUAUUGGGUGUUAUUACUUAGUGGAUGCCGGCUAUACCAAUGGCAGAGGAUUUUUAUCUCCUUAUAGAAAUGUUCGCUAUCAUGUGAAUGAGUGGGUUCAAGGUCAUCGGGCACCACAAAAUCGUCUAGAAUUAUUUAAUAAGAAGCACUCUUCAGCUAGAAAUGUGAUUGAGCGGUGAUUUGGGUUGCUUAAGAAAAGAUGGAGAAUUCUACGAAGUCCCUCGUUCUAUCCUAUUAGAGUUCAAAGCCACAUUAUUAUUGCUUGUUGUUUGUUACAAAACUUUAUUCGUAUGAACAUGGAUGUUGAUCCCGAAGAAGAUGCAACUCUUGCGCCAAAACACAUACCCAUUGGAGAUGAUACUAUUGUUGAUGAAGGUGAAACAAUUGAUGUUGUGGAAAGUAGCCAUGAGUGGACUCAAUGGCGUGAGGACCUAGCAACCGAGAUGUGGGAAAUAUGGAGGGGAGAACGUGGCGAGUAGAAUUUUUAUCUUUGCUGGUUUUGUUAUGUUUGCAAUUGGCCUAGCCUAUAAAUUAUUGUAUUUGAAUUCAUUUCAGUUUUUUUCUUUGUGCAAUAUGUAUUUGCCAACUCGGAUUCAUAAUUUGUAUUUCAAUUAAACAUAUAAUUA
Messenger RNA from Arachis ipaensis, 1560 nucleotides. NCBI's taxonomy places the organism in Eukaryota, Viridiplantae, Streptophyta, Magnoliopsida, Fabales, Fabaceae. The record is from RefSeq and is a predicted model, not a curated record.